UUCGACCAAUCCUAAUGAUAUAGACGAUGAUAAUAUAGAGCCUGAUUAUGAUGACAAUGAUGACCAAAAUAACGAUGAUUAUGACGAUGAGCAGGAGGAGUUCAGUGAAUCUGCAGAAUCAGAUAAUAGUGAUGGGGAUGAAGAGAUUAAUGUGGAAGAUCCAAUUAGAAUGCUUUUCGAAAGAGUUUUUGUAAAUGACUCGUGGACAUGU
Messenger RNA from Dentiscutata heterogama, 211 nucleotides. Lineage: Eukaryota; Fungi; Glomeromycota; Glomeromycetes; Diversisporales; Gigasporaceae. The record is from the annotation of a GenBank genome assembly.